Messenger RNA from Chenopodium quinoa (quinoa), 1748 nucleotides. RefSeq lists its product as uncharacterized. Gene Ontology annotation, biological process: biosynthetic process. NCBI's taxonomy places the organism in Eukaryota, Viridiplantae, Streptophyta, Magnoliopsida, Caryophyllales, Amaranthaceae. The coding region runs from base 493 to 1407 and encodes 304 amino acids. The record is from RefSeq and is a predicted model, not a curated record. The transcript is spliced from 7 exons. Gene Ontology annotation, molecular function: isomerase activity. Gene Ontology annotation, cellular component: cytoplasm.
CUUCUAGAACGAUAAAUAACACUUCCUUGCAAAUGUAUACUUCAUAAUAAGCUAAGCUAAGCUAAGUUUAACUGUUUAAGUGGAAUAAUUACAGUAAGUUUAAGACUGUAAUUAUAGUUAAUGUUAAUUUUUUGAAGCUUCUUAGCAGCUUCAUAAAAGAAAUACGGAGUAGUUGCUAUUGUAAAAAAAAAAAAAAUACAAAAAUUCAAAAAUAAAAAAAAUAAAGUGUAGAAUAAUUAAGAUUUAAGAGUGUAAUUAUACUUAAUGUUAAUUUUUUUGAAGCUUCUUAGCAGCUUCAUAAAAGAAAUAGUAGAAUAUUAUACCAUCAUCAUACUCUUACUCUAUAUAUAAGUUCAAAAGGUUUGUUAAAAAUUUCCACAUAACUUUUGAUUCUCUACUUUUAUUUCCCUCUUAAAUGAGCUUCUAAUUAAUUAUUAUAUUUUUUACCCUUGAUAUUUUGAAAGGGAAUAUAUUAUUCAAUCAAUAAGAAGAAUGGUUGGAGUAAAAACAUCCUUGAAAUACUUUGUGGUGGAUGCAUUUACGAGCUCGCCUUUGAAGGGAAAUCCUGCAGUGGUAUUAUUGUUAGAUGAAGAGAAAGAUCAAGAAUGUUUGCAAGCAAUGGCUCAAGAGUUCAACCUGUUAACUUGUUUUGUAACAAAGGUGACAACUUUGAAGGCAUCAAAGACUCCUAGAUAUAACCUUAGAUGGUUUGCCCCUGCUUCAGAGGUAAAAAUUUGCGGCCAUGGAACUAUAGCAUGCACGCAUGCAAUAUUUUCGACGGGGGUAGUCCAGGGAAAUGAGAUUGAAUUUGACACCCUCUCAGGAGUUUUCUUGGCUAAGAGGAUUAUAGAGAAUAAUAGAAGUGGGAGUCAUGAAAUUUCGAAAAAUGAUGAAAUUUUUCAAAAUGGACACAAGAAGUUCUUAAUUCAGUUACGUUUUCCUCUAUAUCCAACCGUUCAACUUGAAUCAAAUGAGAUGAAGUUGGUGCCUCCAUCGCUCAAAGGUCCUUCCACAUUGAAUAUAAUGAAAAUGUCUCGAGAGAACGAUCUCAUUGUUGAGUUGAUGUCUAGCAAGGAUGUAACAGAUUAUAAACCAAAAAUGGAUGAAAUAAAAAAGUGGCCUGGAAGAGGUGUUGCUAUUACAGGAUUAGCUCCACCCGAAUCCGAAUUCGAUUUUUUUACACGUUUAUUUAGUCCCAAUUUCGGAAUUGAUGAGGAUCAAGUAUGCGGGAGUAUACAUUGUGCAGUGGCGCCAUAUUGGAGCAAAAAACUUGGAAAAUCUCACCUCAAGGCAUACAUGGCCUCUCCAAGAGGAGGAAUUUUAAGGCUAAAUGUAGAUACAGAUGCACAAAGUGUGCUUAUUGCCGGUGAAGCGGUUACCGUUAUGGAAGGCUCAUUCGUCGCAUAGACUUUAUUUAUUUUUUCUUGAAACCAAGCUGCGAAUAUCAUUAGAGGAGGUCAAUUUUCACCAAAGUGAUCAAGCUUUGGGGAAACCAGUCGCAUAGAGACUUUAUCAUUAUUUAUUUUUAUUUUGAUGUCUUCUUUUAUUAUUGUUUUUAUUUUUAAGCUAGAGAGUUAUCUGUAUUACGUCCAAUAGGUAUGUAACAAGAGAGCCCUAAUGAAUCAAUGAUAGUAUGUACCAGUAUGUUCAAUGCAUUGCAAAACAUGAAAGUGCAUUAAUAUAUGAAUUUAUUAUGUCAAUUAAUCAUAUUAUAUACUAAAGAAUCACCAGGGUUAUCUUAGAAGUAU